CAAUUCAAUGAAGGAAAUGAUAGUAAUUUUCUCUUCUUAAUUUAAAUUCUACACCAAGGAAUAUCACACUUUCCCAUAAAUUAUCUCUUGUUUAAUUAAAACAAGCAAACUAAUUAGUACUGGACAUUGAACAGUGAUUGACCAACGCGCAUUUUAAUUAUUCAUCACACGUAUACACAGAGAAUCAGAAUUCUUUAAGCAGGAAAAGGAAGAAUACACAGCAAAAAUGGCAUACUCUGGUUAUUCGUCAGACACUUCAGAUACUGAUCAAAAUAAUUCACCACCACUACCACCACAAGAUGAAAAGACUAAGUCGAAGAUAAAACCUAAACGUCGUAAUAAUAAUAAUCGUAAACGAUUCGCUAGAAUGCGUAAAUCAUGGAGAUUUAUGAAAAUGAGAAAGUUAUGGGAAAGAGAUAUGUCUAAACAAAGAAGGAUAUCAGCACCAUUAAUGUCUAUCAAAGCAAACAAUAAACAAGAAUCUAUGACAGCAAGUUUACUCUUCAUAUUUGCAAUGGUUCAGUGUAUAUGUGGUUUUGUAUUACCGAUAUGUGAUUCAUUUGGCAUGAAAGGAGUUAAACCACGUGUCCACGGAGAUCAUAAAUACUAUUUAGAAAUAUUUCUAAUUUCACAGUAUUGUGGAGCAGUUCUUCUACUUGCCUAUUUACAACUUUUAAUACAAAUUGGAACGAAAAAGCAGGCGAAAUGUUCAGAUUCUAAUAAAUCCACAAAGUCAAAUAAUUCAUGUCAACUAGCAGAUAAUAAGAAUAUGAUUAUAAAUGAACGUCAUGAAUUGACUGUACCGAACUUAACAUUAAUACCAAGUGAUGUGAAUCAUUCACCGACAGCAAGUAAUUCUGAUAAAAUCUCUGAUAUUGAAUCGACAACAAGUGAAAGACAGUAUACACCAUUAAUUCAAUUUUAUAAUAAUAAAAAUGUCUACAUUUCAUGGCAUCCAGAAGGCAUGAAUUUAUACAUGCGUUUAGGUGCAGUUGGUUUUGGACUAGGUGUUAUGAUUCAUGAUGGUUUCAAUCUAUCUUCUGUCUGGGAAGUCAGUGCACCAAUAUGUCAUAGUAAAUUAUGGAUACCAAAACAUAUAAUCAGAAUAAUAUGGGUUCUGUGGCAAACAUACUUCGUGUUCAAAUAUCAUAGGGUUAUCUUUCAUAAACACAGAGUAGCAGUCCGUUUUGCCUAUGCACAUUUAGCUACAAUCAACUUUUGUCAUUGGCUUAAAGUUGUUGUCGGGGAAGUUGCACAGACAUUAAAAACAACUAAUCCAAGUCAUCCUAUUCAGAUGAUAAAACUUUCGACUGGAAAUCAUAAUUAUACACAUAAUUUAUUUACUCUUAAAAAUAGUCUAUCCAACACUGGUGAUACACUGAAGCAGCUGACAAAUGAUGAAAAUACUUCGAAUAUUUGUUUCAGUUCCUACAGUGUAAUACUUGGCCCAUUUUUAUUUCCACUAGCUAUUGAAUACAGUUUAAUUGCAGGAUCAUUCUUUUAUAAAAUGUUACAACGUGUCGACCGGAAUUUCCCUAAAACAUCCUAUCAUAUCAGCGAACGUCUUGGACAAAAUUCUCCAAGUCUGUUAAGUUCAUCACCACCAUCAACAGCUAAUAGUAUAAGUAAAAAUAUGUUUGGAAAAUUCAAUAGUCCAUUAUUAUUUCCAGAUGUUGAUGAUGAAGAAGUCGUGCUAGAUGAAUAUUUUCAUCGACAAUGCAGUAAACAUAUGACAUAUAAACCAGUAAUGGGGUGUAAAAUGUAUCUGCCUAUGCUUCAACAAAAUAAACUACCAAUAUUAAAUCAAGAUGCUGAAGAACCUUCAGAUGAUAAUCCCUCUCUAACAACAGACGAUAAUAAAAAAACAUCUACUGAUCGUAAAUCCUUAAAAUUAUACUCUGGUCAUCAAUGUCAUCGAUCACACUCGGGAUUAUUUCUCGGCAUUAUGCUACUAAUAGCUAGCAGCGUAUGCAUGGUAUUAUUCAUAGUACAUGGAAGUAAAGGUUCAAUGGAAUUUGCUUCAUUUAUAUACCAACAAUCAAGAAUCGCCUUAUCAUUCACUAGCCUACUAGCCUGUAUUAUGGCUAUACUACAAACGAAUCAAUUAAAAUUUCGACGAUUAGGUCAUGGUGAAAGUUUUGAGUAUAACCUGUUGACAGUUGGUUUAAUCGGUUGUAUCACUUAUCAUAUAUUUCUGUUUAUACCAGCCUUUGAAACUGUUCUACACAUUCUUUUAUUUAAAUCGAUUGAUUUAGAAGAUCAUGUAGACAUUGAAAAGGCUGAUGAUAAGACUAUUCAUCAAAAUUUAAAUGCAACAUAUAAUCAAACAAGAAUUGUUCAAAUAACUCCUAGUGAUAUCUACUAUAUAGCAUUAUUAUAUUCAGCAAAGUGUACAUUAGAAAUAUUUCAAGCUUUAUUACAAUUCUUUUUUAUUGUUGAGUCAUCAAGACGUAAAGUGUGUUGUUUAAAUCAGGCAUUAAUAAAACCUGGUCGUUCAGUCAUUGUAUUCUUGUUAAUAUGUAAUUUAGCCUUAUGGCUUGUGAAUACAUUUGAAGUGCGAAGAGCUGAAACACAAUUAUCCUUGUAUAUAAAAUAUUUCGGUGUACGUACAUGGUCUGUUAUUACCUAUUGUUUUAUUCCAUUGAUUAUCUUUUUUCGUUUUCAUUCUACUGUAUGCUUAGCUGAAUUAUGGACAAAAUUAUAUAAAUUAACAUGA
Trichobilharzia regenti is the source of this 2716-nucleotide messenger RNA. NCBI's taxonomy places the organism in Eukaryota, Metazoa, Platyhelminthes, Trematoda, Strigeidida, Schistosomatidae. The record is from the annotation of a GenBank genome assembly.